Molecule: messenger RNA, 429 nt
Organism: Eremothecium sinecaudum
Lineage: Eukaryota; Fungi; Ascomycota; Saccharomycetes; Saccharomycetales; Saccharomycetaceae
Gene: RPL25
Product: 60S ribosomal protein uL23
Exons: 2
Coding region: 1-429 (142 amino acids)
Biological process (GO): translation; ribosomal large subunit assembly
Cellular component (GO): cytosolic large ribosomal subunit; ribosome
Molecular function (GO): rRNA binding; structural constituent of ribosome
Source: RefSeq, a predicted model, not a curated record
AUGGCUCCAUCUGCUAAGGCUAUCGCUGCUAAGAAGGCUGUUGUUAAGGGUACCAACGGUAAGAAGGCUAUGAAGGUCAGAACUUCUGCUACCUUCAGAUUGCCAAAGACCCUAAAGUUGGCAAGAUCCCCAAAGUACGCCACUAAGUCUGUCCCACACUACAACAGAUUGGACGCUUACAAGAUUAUUGAAAAGCCAAUCAACUCUGAAACCGCUAUGAAGAAGGUCGAAGACGGUAACACUUUGGUUUUCCAAGUUUCUUUGAAGUCUAACAAGCACCAAAUCAAGGCUGCUGUCAAGGAACUAUACCAAGUCGAUGUCAUGUCCGUUAACACUUUGGUCAGACCAAACGGUACCAAGAAGGCUUACGUCAGAUUGACUGCUGACCACGAUGCUUUGGACGUUGCCAACAGAGUCGGUUACAUCUAA